ACACACACACACACACACACACACGCACGCACGCACACACACACACACACACACACACACACACACACACACACACACUCUCUCACAGCUGAAUGGCAACAUGUCGCAGCACACUCUUGCAGUUCACCUGCAGAUCCUUCUGGCGGUGGGUCUAGCUGUGUUUUGCUACUGUCUGGUUCUCGGCUGUGUCCUUUGCUGUCGCAGAAGAAAAAGCGUUUCAUCGGAGGACAAGGAGGCUGUGUUCCUGUCUCCUCAUCCUGCAGAGAGAGUCACUUUGACUCUGGUGAAGCAGCAAUACGAGGAGCUGGAUGGAGACGUGUUGGAGUUCCCGUCGUCUAACAGCAUCUCUUCUCCAUCAGAGGACGAUUUCACCGCUCUGCUCUUUGACCCAAACCCCAAUAACCUGUUGCAAUCACCAUCUUCUUCUUUCCCGAUGCGUCGCCUCAGCACCCCGGCUGUCCCUUGCUCACCUAUAAAUAAAUGCCCGAGUCAUGGAAGAGCUUCCCUGCCCUCCCUCACUAAGUUGUGCAAGUCCAAGUGUCGGAGAAGCACCGUGAGUGGAGAAAGCUUCCUGUACAGCUGGAACAAACUACCAGAAAUAUGCAGCGGUCACCUGACACCUCCCAGCCACCAGGGGAAGCCAUAUUAUCCAUCCCAGUAUGGCUCUAACUCCACUUUAAAACCAGCUCCUCUCCUCCACUUCACCCUGAUCUUCUCCUCCACCUGUGGCACCCUAAUGGUCAACAUCCUGGGGCUUUCGGGGGUCAAUCGAAGGCGUACGGGGGUGUUUGUUAGGGCUAGCCUACCCCCACUUUGCCCCUCCCCUCAGCGGACGACGUCCAGGCGCCGCAGCCUCAGCACGGAGCUCCACGGUCAGAGCCUGGUGCUGCAGGUGGGCUCUGUGGUGGAGCUGCGGAGCUGCACCCUGAGGCUGGCGGUGUUCAGCCGGGAGUUCUCCGGCCUGAGGGAGGCGGCGUUGGGAUCGGUGGAGCUGCCCUGUGAAACGCUCGAGUGGGAACCGGAUAAAACUUCAACCUACAGCCGGCAGCUCAACCCAACCAAAAGCAAGCUGAAGAAGAGUGUGAGCUCCCAGGAAACUCUGGGUCGCAGGAAGAGCUCGGUGUGUGUGCCGCGGGUUUUGGGCCAGCUGUUCGUCCUGCUGCAGUUUCAGACUCUGGCUCAGCGAAUCAAAGUGAUGGUCAGGAAGGCAGAGAAUCUGGCAAAGCUCACACGCAUCCCAGGAACUGCAGACCACUACGUUGUCAUCAACCUGCGUCAGGAUGGGAAGGUUAUCGGUACGAAGGAGACCAAAGGGGCGAGCGGUUCGAAUCCCGUCUGGAACGCUCCCUUCCUGUUCGACCUGCCACCUGGGGACAUCUCCCAGCUGGUGCUCGAGUUCAUCAUCAUGCAGGGCCGUCUCUACACUAAGAGCAGUAUUCUGGGUCGGGUGUUAAUCGGCGACGAUACCUCAGAGGAGGGUCAGGGACACUGGAAGGAAAUGUGCAGCCGGGGGCAAAUAGAGACGGCUCGCUGGCACAACAUCCAAUCAGGCGGGCUGCACUGAAUACAACAACUCUCAGACUGAAUCACCUCCCGACAGCGAAACACAGAGAGUGGGAAUAACGUGCAAUGGGGCGCCAAAGUAUUUAAUUUGAGCCCUUUAGGAUCAGAUGUGGAUUUUGUUUGCUUUGGCAACUUUGAUAGAAGCCAUAAUUAUAAUCAUGCAUUGAAUAACUGGUCAUGCUGUUUUAGAAAGAGACGGAUAUGCAGAUACUGUAUAUGCAGCUGCUCUCUCCAUAUCAACAGUUUGCAUCUCAACAUUGCCUUUGUGAUUAUCUCCACUGUGACUUCUUAAAAACGGUAUAAAUGUACAACUGUGUCGUUCUGGUUAAAUGCAACUUGUGCUGACAUUGUUGUAAUGUAUGUAGUGGGGUAGAAGUACUAAGUAACAUACAACCACCUCUGGUCAAUAAUGAUAGAUCUUAAUGUCAAUAAAUGGUCUUUAUUUCACAUCA
This is a messenger RNA of Gymnodraco acuticeps, 2015 nucleotides long. Its product is annotated as synaptotagmin-5. Bases 101 to 1564 code for a protein of 487 amino acids. The record is from RefSeq and is a predicted model, not a curated record. NCBI's taxonomy places the organism in Eukaryota, Metazoa, Chordata, Actinopteri, Perciformes, Bathydraconidae. Gene Ontology annotation, molecular function: SNARE binding; calcium ion binding; clathrin binding. Gene Ontology annotation, biological process: vesicle fusion; calcium-ion regulated exocytosis; regulation of dopamine secretion. Gene Ontology annotation, cellular component: axon; synapse. The transcript has 6 exons.